UCUGGAAGGCUGGGAUGAGGGGCCAACUUUGGAUGCAAUUUCAUGGCCCUGUUAGUGUCCUACACUUGGAAACAAAGUGUCACAGGGGCUGAAACCAUUUCCCCAGUCCGGUGGGAUCUUCUCCCCCAGCCUUGGAGGGCAGAAGGCUGAGACCAGGGGUCACAGGGCUUAGCUCCCUCCCCAGGCUCCAGGCAUGACUUGUCCAGCUACAGAGGGGACUUUACAGAUGGCGGGAGUGCCAAGGUGGCCCUUCAGCACUUGGCCAGUGCAGGGGAACCCUGGGGCUGAUGUAGGAAAUGACCACAAACCAGCAGUUGAAAACCACAGGAACCUGUCCUCUGCCAGCCCUGGAGGGCAGAGGCCAAGACCAGGGGCCCCAGGCUGAGAUCCCUGCACAGGCUCCAGGUGGCCCUGGGCUGGUGGCCCCUCAAUGCAGUCUCUGCCUCCGUCUCCACGUGGCUACUCCUCUGUGCCUGUGUCCCCUCCUCUGUCUCUAGUGAGGACACUGCCAUUGCAUGAGGGCCACCUGACCCAUGAUGGUGUCAUCUUGAGAUCAUUACCUAAUUACAUCUGCAGAGACCCUAUGUGCAAAAGAAGCCCUAUCCCGAGGUCCCAGGUGCACUUGGGGUGCUAUUGAGCCCACUGGGGUAGGACAUGGGGAGCCAUCCCAGGUGGGGAGGAGGAAGGCAGGUGAUUGUCAGGAGGAGGAAGGCAGGGGAGCAGGGGCAUGUGGGCCAGUCCAUGUGGGAUGCCUGAUAGACUUCCAAGCAGAGUGCUGGGCAUGGAGUCCCAUCUGGGAGCCCGUGUGUGCUCAUCUACAAACGGGGGAGUCAUGGGCAGGUCGGAGGGUGUAAGUCAUGAGACAGAUGAGAUCAUCUGCCCCAGGUGCAGAAGGAAGCUGCCCCGGGACUCCAGGCAGGGCCUGGGAACGGGCCAGCGUUUGUCAGGUGGAGGAUGAGCACUCUGGAGGUAGGACAGCCGGACCACCAGGGAGUGGAGAAGGGUGGGUUCCUGGCAUCCUGUUGUGGGGUCACAGGGGCAUGACAACUGGUUUGGUGCCAGGGCCCCUGGAAUGUGGGAGCAAAGGGCGUCUGGGGUCUGUGCCCUCACAGUGUGUCUCAGGGAGAGCUAGGUGCUGUUGCAUAGAGGCCACCACCCUGCCUGCCCAGCCAAGGGACUGCCUGCCACCUUUGGUUUCUGUCUCCAGCCCACUGUGCCUUCCCACCAAGCCAAGGCAGCAUUGUAUCCUGAUGCCCAAGAUGUCCUGAGGUCUGACGCUGUCCGGCCGCUGCCUGUCCUUGGCUUGAGCUUAGAGAGGAGAGCCAUCAGGAUGGAUCAGGGGCCACCUCAGCCAUCUUGACCUCAGGGUCCCACAUGGCUCCCUAAAUAUGUCCCCUUAGCUUUGAAGAGUUGCAUGUCACUGGUGGUCCUGGGAGGUGUCUGCUCCUACAAGAGCCCCACAGAGUAGGUGUGCGUCCUGCCCACUGUGGCCAGAGAGUGAGUGGUCACACCCAUGCUGGGGUCGGCUCCAGCGGUAACUGCAGGCUGCCCAGCAGGGGGGCCUGACAUGUCUUCAAACCCUGAGGGCCAAUCAGAAGGACCAGAGGGCCCCUACCAACCUGGGUGAGAGCCAGGGCUACACACUGACCUCACCUUGAGCAGGAGCCUUUGGGGUGAGGGGGCGCCCCCUGGCUGCAGCCAGUGCUCCCAAGAGCCCCAGCACCUUUCAUGGAGUGGACAAGCUCCAGGUCCAGCUCUCCAUCCAUUUUCCUUUAGACCCCCUCCACCCAGGCGGUGGCCUCUCCUGGGCUGUGGGAGCAGGAACCAGCCCCCAGCACCCACCUUGGUGGUCUCCCAGACAGGCGCCUGCAGUCCAGGGCCCUAAGGAGCUCUGGGACCAGGGUUGGGGUGAGGACGCUGCCGAGCGCUGGCUGGAACCCAGGCGGAGGAGGUUCCCAAGGGAGUCCUUCACCCACAAGGCCGGUUCUAGCCCAUGGGGAGGGGACCGUGGAGCCUGGUGUCCUCGGGUUCCGGGGCUGCAGCCUGGGGUGUGGAGGAGCUGGGCUCACUUAGCGGCAUGGAGACGUGGGUGCGGGGACUCCACCUCCACCAAGCCAGCACCUCUCCUUUCGGGGACGUGGGACGACAUUCCUGUGCCAAGCCCUGCUCCACAGCGGGAGGAACCCUUGGCGUGGGCCUGCAAGAGAGCAGCACCUCCCGCGAAAAUCCUCUCCUUGCGGAGUGCCCCGGCAAUCCUGCUGGCAGAAAGUGGUGGUGACUGGAGAGACGCAGGGUCCUUGGCCCCACUGCAGUCGUUGGAGUGGCACGUGGGCAGAGGCCGCUGGAGGAGCCUAGGGGAGGCUGGGGGAGUGGCGCCCAGACCAUCCCAGAGGGCGGAGGAAGACGCGGGGAGGGGGCGCUGGUGCCUGUGAACGUUCGGGUGCCACGGCCAGCUGGGGUCAGCAGGUGAAGCUCGGGGGUCAGCAGUCGGUUCUUUACAAGAUGCCUGUGAGUAGAGCCCUGCCCAGCGUCCUGUGUGCGUGUCCAGGGCUCCCGGUGCAUCCCCUGCGUCCCUCUGCGCCUGCCCAGCGCCCCGUGUCCCUGCUCAGGACUCCCCGUGCCUCCCCUGUGCCUGCCCAGGGCACCUGGUGCCUCCCCUGCAUUCCUCUGUGCCUGCCCAGCGCCCCAUGUGCUUGUCCAGGGCUCCCCGUGCCUCCCCUGCGCCCUCUCUGCGCCUGCCCGGCCAAGCCUGUGCUCCCUGUGAGCCUGCCGGGGUGAGCCCCAUGGACCCCCAGUUGCAAGCGGGCGCUCUUCUGCAGUAGGAGAGGAGCAGAGUGUCCCGCUGCCCAGGGCAGCCCUGUGCGAGGGGAGAACCCAGGAGGGCUGAGGAGCCGCACGGUCGGCCCUAAGGGGAAGUCUCACGGAUGCCUGGCAGGGCGUUAGCCGCGACCUCGGGGGUCUCUAUGGAAGCCUCGGGCUCUGUUGAUUUGGCGAUGCACAGAGGGAGGGACCGGGGAGGGGAGGGCGGAAGGGACUUUCCGCCCCCACUCAGUGGAGCCUUCAACUGGCUGAGGCCAGAGUGCGGUGGAGUCCCAAGAGCUGAGCGAGCAGGACAGGACCAAGGCUGAGGAGCACGUGAGCCGCCCCAGUAUGGGAGCCCUGGGCUGCUGGGCCUCCUGGUGCCGUCCAGGAAGGGCCCUGUGAACUGAAUCCCACGGAGCGCAGGGGUCUCACAGCAGCCCAAUUAACAGGACCAUUGAGAAGUGAGCCCUUCUGGGGGAGAGCUCUCCUGGGCGGAGAGGGCAGGGUGUGUGCUCCGGAGCCAGCCACCUGCAGAUGGCACCCCACCCCAGCCUCUGAGCCGGGCCCACCUGGACAGCAGCUCAGCUUAGCAGCCCCUGCUUCCCAGGCUGUAGCUGCAGGGCCUGGAAGGUGGGGGAGGUGGGCACACUGUGCCACCAGAGGGAAAAGGCACAGGGACUCCUGGAACCUUGCCAGGGGGUGACUCUUCAAGUGACAGGGCACCUGCACGUUCUGUUGACCUCUCGGGUCAUGCAGAGUGCCAGGUGGCACAGAGGAGCCAGGAGGGGCGUGAGUUCUGCUGGGUCCCUCUCUGCAUCCCCAUGCCUGCCUGGGUGAGGCUUCGUGAGCACAAGAGGGCUGUCCUUGAGACCACAGGAUGUGUCACACACCCAGAAGCGCCCAGCCUGCAGGGUCCAGCAGGCCUCACCCGAUGGCCUGGAGAAUGGGACAGGGAACAGGGCACUCACAGCCCUGUCCUCCUCCCAGGCCAUGGCGUCCCCCCAGGAUCGAGGCUGUCAUCAGGGAGAGGCACAGGAUGGGGGAGUGUCCCGUGUGGGAAGAGGAGACCGGGCAGGUGGUGUUUGUGGACAUCAACGCCAGGACUGUGUGUCAGUGGAACCCUCUGUCUGGGGAGGUGCAGACCAAUGGCCUGAGAGACCCUGUUGGCUGUGUGGCUCUGCGCAGAGAGGGCAGCUACGUGGUGGCCUCUGGCACCUGCCUUGGCCUCCUGGACUGGGCGACGGGGCAGGUGGAGUGGGCGGCCUGGCUGGACAGGGACAAGCCCCACAACAGGUUCAACGACGGGAAGGUGGACCCCGCCGGGAGGUUUGUGGCAGGUGAGCUGCUGAAAGGACUGGCCCAGGCCACCUGGAGAGCCUCCCAUCAUGGCGGGUGCCGGCUGGGUGGGGACCUCAGGAGCCCUCCCCAGGCUGCGGGCAAGCGGCCCCCCGAGGCCAUGCAGGUGCUGGGCAGCCCACAGGUUCCCUCCCACUCCAAAGCCCAUGGCUUCCAGGUCAUUCUUCCUGGGUCCCUGCCCAGAGAGGACCCUGGGAGGGUCGAAGCCGCCAGGGUGGGGCAGCGGCCAGGGCCGGUGGCCAGAGGCCAUUCACGUGCGGCUGAGGGCCCUGCACCUCUGCCUGAGCAGGCCUCUUCCCAGUGGGACAUCUCUGGGGUCCCCCCCUUCGUCCAGCACAGAGGCUCACUCACAGAUGCCGCCUGAGGGCCAUCCUGCCUGCUGCCCGCCGACUGAGGGUGACCACAGCUCUCUGCACAGCGGGUCUGUGUGGG
This is a messenger RNA of Marmota monax (woodchuck), 4590 nucleotides long. RefSeq names its product regucalcin-like. Gene Ontology annotation, biological process: L-ascorbic acid biosynthetic process. The transcript is spliced from 2 exons. Bases 3680 to 4522 code for a protein of 280 amino acids. Gene Ontology annotation, molecular function: gluconolactonase activity; calcium ion binding. The record is from RefSeq and is a predicted model, not a curated record. NCBI's taxonomy places the organism in Eukaryota, Metazoa, Chordata, Mammalia, Rodentia, Sciuridae.